AUGACCCAAACGCUGGACUCACGGUGCAGAAUGACGAGGAUUUAUUGGAGCGGGUGAAUGAACAAAGCAGGAACGGCAAGACUAACUGACUGACUGAAUGGCUGGCUGGCUGAAUAACUGAAUACAGACGGGAACGACAAUAAUGGCAACAUCAACAUCAAUGACACGGCACUGGACUGGUGGAACUGGGGAACAUAAAUACACAGGCGGAAUGAUGAGUGAUUAGAGACAGUCAUUUUCACUGCAGCUAUGCUGUCUUAUUUAACCCCACCUCCUCUCUACCUGAGCCUCCUUCUCUUUCUGUCCUGCAACUCCGCUGUUCUUUCCUGUCAGACUGGAAACUACAGCCAGUGCACGGUUGCUCCUUUUAUACCAGGUCACAACCUGGUGGGGGAGGGAUUUGAUGUGGUCACUCUGCGACGAAAGGGAGCCUAUAUGAUCGAUGUGAAUACCUACCUCACACCAAGUGAAACAUGUACUCUCUGCUCCAACCCGCUUCAAGGCAACAUGCUGCAGAAACUGCCAGUCUCUGCAGUGGACUGGCGUGCAUUCAGCCGAUGCAGUGCCGAUAUUUACAGCAGCAUCCACACCUCUGUUAGCUCUCUGGUUGACACCUACACCUCCCAGGACAGUACUGACUGGAAGACUGGCCUAGAUUUAGGGAUAUUUGUGGGAGGAAAGCAAUCUGCUGUGUAUAACUUUGCAUCAAAAAGGGCCGCAGAGGACCGCCACAUCUUCAGCACACACAGGGUCACCUGCAACCAUUACAGUUACCGAGUAUCAAACAGUCCGUCUCUCAGCUCUGAGUUCAGUAAGGAUUUAACCAAGCUACCACAUUUCUACAACAGCUCCACCAGAGCUCAGUACAGUGAGCUUAUACACACCUACGGCACACACUACAUCCGCCAGAUUCACCUUGGUGGUCGACUGAGGCGAGUCACAGCUGCACGAACCUGUCUGUCCUCACUGAAUGGACUGUCCUCAAAUGAGGUCCACUCCUGUUUAUCACUGGGUUUCUCUGUCGGCUUGGGAAAAUUGAAAUUAUCCAGUAACAGACAGUCUUGCAACAAGGUCCUACAAAACCAGGGUCUCUCGUUUAUGUACAGCACUGGACUCCACCAACACUACACAGAGGUGGUAGGAGGCAAUGGUUGGUUGGGAGAGUUUGCACUCACCCAGAAUGACUCCCUCGGCUUUCUAACUUGGCUGAGCACCCUGAAAGAUCACCCAGAUGUUGUUUCCUACUCCCUUCGGCCAAUCUAUAGCCUGAUGACAAAUGGCACACAAAAGGCAGGGAUGAAAGCUGCCAUAGAGGAGUACUUGGAAGAUAACGCUGUGAGAAAGUCACCCAAUGAGCCAAACUGUGGGUGGCACAUUCCUAAUCUGGCUUCCAACUGCUGUCCUCUGCAAGCCUGGAGGGGGACGCUAAGGGUUACCAUUGUGCGAGCCUGGAAUUUGAAAGGAGAUCCAGUUGGAAAAACUGAGGGCUAUGCUAAAAUGUGGUUUGGUUCCUUCUAUCGGAAGACUCGUUGGAUUCGGUCAAACAAUCCCUGGUGGAACGCGAAUUAUGAUUUAGGCAAGGUGGACACACACUUGGGUUUGAAGGUUGAAGUUUGGGACAAGGAUGUAUGGCAUGAUGACCGUCUGGGAUCAUGUUUCAAGUAUCUUCAGCAGGGGACACACACAUUUACCUGUCCAGCUAAAAGAGGUGGUUUUGAGGUCCGGUACACUCUGGCAUGUGACCCUCAUCUAGCUGGAGAUCGGUGUAAUCGUUACAAACCAUCUGCAAAAUAA
Maylandia zebra (zebra mbuna) is the source of this 1794-nucleotide messenger RNA. RefSeq names its product perforin-1-like. Lineage: Eukaryota; Metazoa; Chordata; Actinopteri; Cichliformes; Cichlidae. The record is from RefSeq and is a predicted model, not a curated record. Gene Ontology annotation, cellular component: membrane. Gene Ontology annotation, molecular function: wide pore channel activity. Gene Ontology annotation, biological process: T cell mediated cytotoxicity; immunological synapse formation; defense response to virus.